GUCAAUUCAACGUCAAAAAUGAUGCUGUGAAUUGCGAUUAUUCUUUUACAUCUUGAAUUUAGGGAUUACGGAAAAUCGCCUUAAUUACAGAAUUUACUACUGGAGCAAAAACUGAGACGACCGCGGAAUUUGGUAAAAGGAGGAAGGAUUGUGUUUAGAAUACACAAUGGAUUGUUGGAAAAUAUGGGUCCUUUUCGGUACCUUUAUAGGAUUCAUAGAUGAAAGCCGGUCAAUGAGAAGAGAGCCCAUAUCUGGAACUUACAUUGUAUGGAUCAAAAAGGGCACAUCUGAAGAGCAGAUGAAAGUACAUAUGCAAUCUACAACUGAUAUAUUCAUCAAGGACGGAGACGCCGAACUUGGACUUCUGGAACCUACUGAUGAUGCGUUUCAGUCCAUGUUAGAUACAUUAGUUGAUCCCAACGGAGUCAACGCUGAUGAAGAAACUUUGGAAAACUAUGAAAAAGAUAAAGACAAAAUGGAUAAGGAACUACAAAAAGAACUAGAAUAUGAAAAUAAAAUGAAUAAAUAUUACAGAAAGAAAAUAGAGGAAGAAAAUAAAAAGAAAUGGGGAGUCUAUAAAGACAAGUCAUAUUAUAAUGACAAAAGCAAGAGGUCAUCAUCAGAAGAAGACGACAGCUAUAUGACUUAUUCCUAUAGAUAUCCCGUAUAUUCAGUCCUAAGGCUUACUAGGAGUAGAUACCAAUACCAAAAUCUGUACAGAAGCGAAGUUAUUGAGACAGUCUGUAUCGUAAAUGGACAAAAGGUUUAUUCAUACAUCAUAUCUGGAGCCGAUGAAAGAUUAAUGAAUUUAUAUCAAGAUAUACCAGACAUUUACAUGAUUGAACAAGAGGAAAAAGUGACGAUAGAGGGCGGUAAGGAGGAAACAUGUAUAACGCAAACUAAUCUCGAAGCAUCGUGGGGUCUUGAUAUUAUGAAUAGAAGGGUCGAUGUAACAAAUGAGCCAUUUGAUGAUAGCUAUUCCGUUUUUAGUUCAGCAACAGGCAGAAAGGUCCAUGUUUAUGUAUUGGAUGCUGGAAUAAAGAAACAACACCAAGAAUUCUUAAGACAAGAAGACCCUAGAUAUGGUGUUAAACUUAAAAAGAUUGGCAGACGCAGAGUUUUCAGUGGUAUUAACACCAUCACAACCUCUGAUUUCAAAGAAGACACCAAUGGGCAUGGGACGGCAGUUGCUGCCAUCAUUGGAGGUAGGACUCUUGGUGUUGCUAAGCAAACCAUUCUCCAUCCUGUCAAAGUUAUGGACCGCAAUGUUAGAGGUGAAAUCGUUGGGACAAUAGGGAGUGUUAUUCGAGGAAUUGCAUUUGUGCUUGCAAUGGAGAAUGAAGAGAGGAAAAAGGAAAGAAAAGUUAUUGUCAAUAUGUCAUUGAAAACUGGAUUUAGCAGGCUACUUAACGCUGCUGUACAGGAAUUACUUGAUAGUGGUAUAACUGUAACAGCUGCUGCCGGAAAUGACGCAGGAGAUGCGUGCGAGGUUUCACCUGCCUCGCUAGAUGGCGUUAUAUCGGUUUCUGCAGCAACAAGGAGAGACGAGCUACAUUAUUCAACCAACAGAGGGAGAUGUGUAGAUAUAGCUGCCCCGGGUGAACAAAUAAAGAGUGCUUCCAUUCUGUGUAAUACGUGUACAGGGACAUUCACUGGCUCAUCUUUUGCCACUGGAUUCGUGACUGGGGCCAUUGCCGGCUAUAUGAGUCAACAAAGCAACGUGAUCAGUCCCGAAGAGGCAAAGCGGUGGAUUGUUAAUAAUGCAUUCAAGAAGAACAAUCUGAGCUUCCUUCGUAUUGCUGGUUGUACUCCAAAUAAAAGAUGAUCAUGGAAAUAAAAUGUCAUAGAGACAAUCAUAAAUAUAAAUGAUAAUUUGUUUCCUAUUACCGAUUAGACCAAGGAAUAAAGUUUCAAUAUAUAGGCUCUUAAGACAAUCAUAAAAAACAGAAAGGUAUCUUCCUUAUACUGUACGAAUUUCCCCGUUAUACUUUAAUGGUUAGCCCAUGGCAGUGAUGGGCUAUCUGUCCUUAUACAAUUAAACUAAGGAAAGUUAAACAUCAGAAGUUUCUUUCCUAUGCGAAUUGCCUAGUCAUACUCUAAUUAGACCAAGAUAUACAGUUUCUAAAAGACAAUCAUAUGAAC
Molecule: messenger RNA, 2142 nt
Organism: Owenia fusiformis
Lineage: Eukaryota; Metazoa; Annelida; Polychaeta; Sabellida; Oweniidae
Source: the annotation of a GenBank genome assembly